AGACCACUGGAAAAGGUCCAAAAACCCAAGAAAAUGGUCGUAUUUAGAGGAAAAGGUUCAUGGAGUAUUUCAGAUUUGAAAUUUGAUCCUGAAAAAUUUAGUUUAGAAUUUUCAUUCCGCACAAAAGAAGAAAAUGGUGUCUUGGCAUAUGGCAGUGGACAGUUUGAACUUCUUGAGUUUGUGAUACAUUUAAUACAUGGAUGUCCAACUCUACAAAUUUUCAAAGCAGGUGAUCCAGAACUUAAGAACCUUUCAGUUACUUCUAAGUCUCAAAAUUUUAGUGAUAGCCAUUGGCACAGAAUUAAAAUAGAAUUGACCAAACAUGCAAAAGUAUUAAUUAUGAACAAUAACAGAGAAAAUUCUCAGUCAGUGAAGUGGAACUUAUGCUUUAACAAACACACUGAUAUAUCAUAUGUCGUGUUUGGUGGAAACACAGGAUACAUAACAAAAGAAGUUUUGAAAUGUCCAGAAAGAUAUGAGGGAUGUAUAGGUGAUGUCAUCAUUAAUGGUGAUUUUCAUGGGCUACAUCAUUCAAAGAGUGACAUUCAAGGUGAUGUGAAACCAGGUUGUCCUUGGACAGGCGAGCUCAAAAUUGGGGAAAAAUGUGAGUUGGAUGACGAUUGUAAAGAAAGUCAUGUUAUUUGCAAAACAUUUAUCUGCUCCUAUCCUUAUGAUCAUCCUGUACCAAACAAACAACGUUGUCUGCCUGCUAGCCACCAUAAUACCUCUUGUGAGAUUAAUGAUCAGUGCUCAUUUAUUGAUAAAGACACCAACUGUAAUCAAGCUGCCCAUAUGUGUCAGUGCAAAGAAUAUUUCCUGUGGUCUCAAAGAAGAAGAAAGUGUGUUAAAAAAGGUGUGUUAAAUGGAGAUUUAAAAGUGUUGAUACAGAAAACAUUGUACCAUUGUUCUAUAUUUGUGUAAUAUGCACAUUCAGUUCUUGGUCAUCAUCAGGUACAAAACCUUGUCGAAACGUUGUACAUGUGCUGUUAUGUUAAACUUAUAUUAAAGU
Limulus polyphemus (Atlantic horseshoe crab) is the source of this 1009-nucleotide messenger RNA. RefSeq lists its product as uncharacterized. Bases 34 to 921 code for a protein of 295 amino acids. The record is from RefSeq and is a predicted model, not a curated record. The transcript is spliced from 3 exons. NCBI's taxonomy places the organism in Eukaryota, Metazoa, Arthropoda, Merostomata, Xiphosura, Limulidae.